AUGCGUCUCUCUCGUGUUGCAUAUAUACAGCUUUGUAACCAUUUUAAGCAAAAGUGCUGGCUUAAAGAUAGUCGUCAUGCAACUGUUGAAGAAAAAAUAGCUAUAUUUUUACAUGUUAUCAGUCAUAAUGAUCGCUUUACAAAGGUGAAAAAUAGAUUCCAGCACUCUACAGAGACAGUUCAUAGGUACUUUCAUGAGGUGUUGAAUGGCAUGAUGGAGUUUGCCAAAGAAGUCAUAGUACCUAUAUCAUAUGACCGAAACAAUCAUUUAUCAAGAAAACAUAAAGAGCUAUUGAAAAUAUUUCCUGGGGCAAUUGGGGCAUUAGAUGGCACACUUGUUCAUGCAAUUGUUCCAGCUGGUCAGCAAGCUCGCUAUAGAGGGCGAGGGCGAGGUGAAUGCUAUCAAAAUAUUUUGGGAAUUUGUGACUUCAAUAUGAUAUUUACAUUUGUUUGGGCCGGAUGGGAAGGAGUAGCACAUGAUUCAAGAAUAUUAACAGAAGUUGUUUCUGAUGUUGAUUCUGGUUUUCCACUUCCACCUCGAAAUAAAUAUUAUCUUUGUGAUGCUGCAUAUGCAAACACCCGUGGAUUUUUAGCUCCAUACCGCAACACACGAUAUUGGCUAGCUGAUUUUCGGGGACAACGUGCGUUAACUAAGGAGGAAAAAUUUAAUCACGCUCAUGCAAAAUUGAGAAAUGUCAUAGAGCGGGCAUAUGGUGUGUUGAAGGCAAGAUUUCCUAUAUUGAAGCAGAUGGCUCCGUAUGUUUUUUCAACACAAAGGGACAUAGUUAUUGCUUGUUUUGCGGUUCACAACUUUAUAAGAAUGCAAAAACUGGAAGAUCAAUUGUUUGAGCAAUGUGACCGCUCGGCUGAUAGUGAUGGAAGUGAUGGAGAAGAAAAUGAAAACAUUCCAGAAGCGUCACAACAUGAAUCACAACAGGGUACUCAAGGAGCACAAUUUAUGACUAAUUUGCGUGAACAAAUUGCUUUAAAGCUUUUGACAAGUUCUUAA
Messenger RNA from Daucus carota subsp. sativus, 1008 nucleotides. RefSeq lists its product as uncharacterized. NCBI's taxonomy places the organism in Eukaryota, Viridiplantae, Streptophyta, Magnoliopsida, Apiales, Apiaceae. The transcript is spliced from 3 exons. The coding region runs from base 1 to 1008 and encodes 335 amino acids. The record is from RefSeq and is a predicted model, not a curated record.